This is a messenger RNA of Callorhinus ursinus (northern fur seal), 676 nucleotides long. The record is from RefSeq and is a predicted model, not a curated record. NCBI's taxonomy places the organism in Eukaryota, Metazoa, Chordata, Mammalia, Carnivora, Otariidae.
GAGCGCGAGGUCCAGGAGGUCCCCGGCGGAGCCCCACGGCAACUCCAGCGCUGCUGAAGGUUAUGAUGAUGUCAGAAAUUGCUAAAGACAGAAUGGCACGUUCAGUAAGGAAAAGGGGGAGUGUGUCUUCUCUAAAUGGUCGUGAAUUCCGGCAGAAGGAACUUCACGGGAACACCAAAAACUCCAGGAAUACCGUGUCUUUCACGGAUGAACCGAGCCAACGGGAUAAUGCCUCUCGCCUUACAGUUCAGAUGGAAAACACCUAUCAGCUGGGUCCUACCAAACAUUUUCCUGCGGUCAUUGUCAAUCAUAUCCUGAAAGAUGUGUUAACUAACUAUCUACAAGAAGAACAAUAUGAACCAGAGCUCUGUAGACAGAUGACUAAAACAAUUUCUGAGGUUAUUAAAACCCAGGUCAAGGACCUGAUGAUUCCACGGUACAAGCUAAUUGUGAUUGUUCACAUUGGACAACUGAAGAGUCAGAGCAUUCUUAUUGGAAGCAGAUGCCUCUGGGAUCCUAAAAGUGAUACCUUUUCAUCUUACGUUUUCAGAAAUUCUUCUCUCUUUGCUCUUGCAAGUGUCUAUGCUGUUUACUUCGAGUGAUUGAAAAGAAGAAAUCUAGUUCUUACUUUUUUUAAUAAAAAAAUAGGCCAUAUCCAUAUCUAUGUACAUGAAAU